AACUUUCAAGUACUCGAACAUAGUUGCUUUCUCGCUUGGCUGAGACUAGAAGUUCCUUCGUCCAUUAGAAUUAGAUGUCUACUCAGGUAUGAAAUUCUUCUGUUGUCUAGACCCGAAAUUUGAAGACGAGGAUUAUUGGUCACGCAAAAUUCCUUGAGUUUUGAACUCAAAUCCGACCAGGGUCGAUGUUUUUGCCGACGCUUCUCACUUUCUGCCGCAACGUUUUGCAGGAUUUGACCACGCGACUUCUGCAUUUUUGUUGCCAGAACUCUGCUGCUUCUUAUUGCCACAGGUUCGAUCGGCGCCCGGUUUACCGCCAAUCAACGUAAGCCGAUCAGAAAAACAAAUUACAAUGCAAAAUUAGGUGAUACGAAUAAGAAUGCAUGAAGGAUUCAAGCAAGUGAAUGAAAAUAUAGAAGAGAUGAUAGAGCAUGUGGCAAAUGAACCUUCAGUAGGGCUUUAUUAUGUUCAGCAUCAUAUUCAUACCGCUGUUCCACUUUUACACAGGAUCAAGGUUCAAGUUAUUGAUGCCACUCGAGAAGUAUUUAUUUGCACAGAGGAUAUGGAAGAUGCUAUCAGUUCAUUGAAAUCAAUGCAAGAGUGUGGUCCUCCUAUUGUUGAAAAGAUGAUCAGAAAACUCAAUUCUUCAAUUUCUUUGAUGUCUUUAACGCAUCAGCCUAGAGGGCAGCACCGACCAGUAAAUGUGCAGAGCCGUUCUAUGUUUAUGAGCAAAGAUAAUGCUGUCCUUAGCACGCUGGGUUCUGCUUUCCAGACAGCAAGUAGAGCAGCGUGGAGAUCAAAUGCUCCAGAUGUGCAAUACAGUGCGGUUCACAUUGGUGAAAUCGAUCCUUUCAACAAUGAGAAUAAUAAUGAAGGAAAAGAGUUACCAUUGAGUACAGAUGCAGGAACUUCAAGCCUUGUACAGUCAGUUUUCAAGUCAGCUUUGCAACGGGCUGGGACGCUUGGAUGGUCUGGCAGUAGCGUCACUGAGAAAGCAAUCCAGAACAAUGAUGGGAUGUUAGCUAGGAGUCAUGAUGCUGAGCCUCUACAAGCUGGUGUUACUCAUGCUCCCACAGCAUUUAAUACAUGCACUGAACCAGAAUCUGCUCUAUCAACAGCAGAGACAGUUCAGAUUCUGCAUACAGAUGUUAUGAAUGCAUCGAUGCAAAAUGAUAAAGCAGAAGAUGAUCUGCCUCCUGCAUCUAGCCCAUCUUUAUUGAGGAGUGAUCAUACUUUGGAGCGCAGUGAAAACUUUGAACAGUUCCAAGCAGUGUGUGCAGCAAAGUUGGAAGCAUGGCUAAGUGAGUCUGAUGAAGUUGGUAUUACCAGUGUCCAAGAGUAUGAUCUUAAGCCAAUUGUUUAGUCUGGUUGGAAUUUAUGAUCCGUGUGUGAAAUGACACUUUAUUUUAUCUCCUUUGAGUUAUAAAUAUCUGUAUUGGCUCAAGUUAAAAUUGGGACACUCGUUGUUAUAGCUAAAUGUGUUCUUUAUUCUUUAUUGUCUCUGAAGAUGUAAUUCUUUUAUAUUUUUCUAAUAUUUAAGGUCAAUUUUUUUCUCACUCUGUAUGUAUCAGUUACAGUACAGUUUUUCCCUACCUUAAGGAAAACGGAGAAAAAUGUUUUGUUCCUCCCUGCAUGAUUUGUAAAUAUCAAAAUUCAGCCCUCCUUUAUAGUUUAUACGGUCUACCUUUUGUGCCUCUA
Molecule: messenger RNA, 1698 nt
Organism: Cryptomeria japonica (Japanese cedar)
Lineage: Eukaryota; Viridiplantae; Streptophyta; Pinopsida; Cupressales; Cupressaceae
Exons: 4
Coding region: 380-1363 (327 amino acids)
Source: RefSeq, a predicted model, not a curated record